ACUACCUCCUGACCCAAACAAUUCAAUACUACUCCCCUCCAUCCUACGCACUGCCGCUCUUAUAUAAGGUCAGACCAUCAAGACUCGGCUCUCUCACCACAGCCCAAACAUCUUGCCACAAUCCAAGGGUUCCUUUUAUUUUUUUCCCUGUUGCCACAUUCACAAAGAGAGUGUUCCGGUAGCAUUGGCUCUCACACGUUUGUAAACUCGAAAGCGCAAGGAUGGUGAACCUGGUGGAGGCGCGGAAGCCGCUGCUGCACUUCCUGGUCCGGAGGGCCGGGCUGCGGCAGCACACCGUCGACGUCGACGGCGCAGGCACGGUCAUCACCUUCUGGGUGCCCAAGGACAAGGUGCCCAAGGAGAAGCCCACCGUGCGGGACGUCACGUCCGGGCCAGCUUCUGCCGAUGAGGCCACCAACAAGCUGCCGCCGCCGCCGCCGCCGCCGCCGGUGGCGAAGAAUGACAGGCCCGCCGUCGUGCUCGUGCACGGCUUCGCCGCCGAGGGCAUCGUGACCUGGCUGUUCCAGGUGGGCGCGCUGGCGAAGCACUACGACGUGUACGUGCCGGACCUGCUCUACUUCGGGGGUUCGACGUCGCCGUCGUCGGACCGGUCCCCGGGGUUCCAGGCGGAGUGCCUGGCGGCGGCGCUCCGGAAGUUGGGCGUGGGGUCCUGCGCGGUGGUCGGGUUCAGCUACGGCGGGAUGGUGUCGUUCAAGAUGGCGGAGGCGCACCCGGACCUGGUGCGGUCGCUCGUGGUGUCGGGCUCCGUCGUGGCCAUGACCGACUCCAUCAGCGAGACGAUGCUGGAGCGGAUCGGCGUCAAGUCGUGGGCGGAGCUGCUGCUGCCGGAGUCCGUCAAGGGGCUCAAGGCGCUGUUCUCCAUCGCCACCCACCGGAAGCUCUGGUUCCCCGACCGCCUCCACAGGGACUACCUCGAGGUGAUGUUCUCCAACCGCAAGGAGAGAGCGGAGCUGCUGGAAGGUUUGGUGGUCAGCAAUAACGACGCCACCGUCCCCGUCUUGCCGCAGAAAAUACUUUUGCUGUGGGGAGAGAAUGACAACAUCUUCAACAUCGAGCCCGCCAAGACAUUGAAAGAGCAGCUAGGCGAGAAGACGAUACUGCAUAGCAUAAGGAAGGCAGGGCAUCUCGUGCACCUAGAGAGACCCUGCGUCUACAACCGAUACAUUAAGGAGUUUCUCGCGUCCGUCACUGCACCGAAACCACCAAGCAGUGACGACAGGGAAUUCGGAAGGAUUUGGAAUUAGUUUGAUUGUUUGGUCGCCUACGUUUGGAGACAAGCCACGAAUGCCGAUUGAUGUCACGAAUGUCUCCACAAAUCUGUUGCAUCGCUGUUGUUUGGGACGACUUGUGAGCAUGAGCCUAAGUACAAGAAUAGACGCUUCCCGCCUUUGUACUAGUUGAGUUUGAUUAAUUGUCGUUCAAGAUGAACAUGCUACUCUACAAACAGAAUUGCAUUGCAAGGAUCA
Molecule: messenger RNA, 1487 nt
Organism: Setaria italica (foxtail millet)
Lineage: Eukaryota; Viridiplantae; Streptophyta; Magnoliopsida; Poales; Poaceae
Product: putative aminoacrylate hydrolase RutD
Exons: 5
Coding region: 222-1265 (347 amino acids)
Molecular function (GO): catalytic activity
Source: RefSeq, a predicted model, not a curated record